AUGUUCCAACGCCUCCUCUCAGCGUCGAGUCGCUUCAUUCGCUCGUUUGGCACAUCCUCGGCUCGAGGUUCUGAGUCUGGCCUGCCAAAAUUCAACUCAGCGCCAUCGUUCAAGCUGACGCAAAGUCCCAAUCCUGGAUGGAAGUGGGGAGAAGGUCUUUCACCGGAGUCCAGUGAAAUGGCCAAGCAAUGGAAGGAAGACGAGAAGCUGGGCUGGAAGAGCUACACGCUGAAGGAGACGCACGGCAAGGACGUGUACUUCCUGCUUACAAGCUCAAUAAUCCCUCGCCCAAUCGCCUUUAUCUCUUCGUUAUCAGCGGAUGGCGUUCCAAACCUUGCACCCAUGAGCUACUUCUCCCUGCUUGCUCAUGAUCCUCCGAUGGUCGGCGUGUCGUUCGCGAUCUUCCAGGGGAUCGGCAAGAACACGCGAGACAACAUACUUGCUACCAAGACCUUCACGGUUAAUAUCAUCAGCGAGCCUUUCCUUGACGCGGCGAAUGCUUGCUCGAUUGAUGCUCCUCCGGAGGUAGACGAAUGGCUAGUCAGCGGGCUCACACCAGUACCGAGUACGCUGAUCAAGCCUGCACGAGUAAAAGAAAGCGCCAUCAGUUUCGAAUGCGAGCUCUUCCACUCGCAUGAUCUCUACUCGAAUUACGGCCCUGAGAUGACCAACACGUUCAUCAUGGGAAGCAUCAAACUGAUGCACGUUCGCAACGCCGUCCUGUCCUCAGACGGCGUAAACGUCGACCCCGCAAAGCUGCGGCCAAUGUCGCGUCUCGGGAUGUUCACAUACGCUCGUCUUGGUGACGGUAUCGACAUUCCAAUCCCGAUGUGGGCGCAGAAGAAGGAGGAGGUAACGGAGGUGUUGCAGGCGAAAAGCAAGCUCUAG
Messenger RNA from Laetiporus sulphureus 93-53, 888 nucleotides. RefSeq names its product flavo protein oxygenase. The transcript has 6 exons. The record is from RefSeq and is a predicted model, not a curated record. Lineage: Eukaryota; Fungi; Basidiomycota; Agaricomycetes; Polyporales; Laetiporaceae. Gene Ontology annotation, molecular function: FMN binding. Bases 1 to 888 code for a protein of 295 amino acids.